This is a messenger RNA of Rhinocladiella mackenziei CBS 650.93, 918 nucleotides long. RefSeq lists its product as uncharacterized. NCBI's taxonomy places the organism in Eukaryota, Fungi, Ascomycota, Eurotiomycetes, Chaetothyriales, Herpotrichiellaceae. The transcript has a single exon. The record is from RefSeq and is a predicted model, not a curated record. Bases 1 to 918 code for a protein of 305 amino acids.
AUGUCUGCCACUCCAUAUCUAGAUUCCCUCCGGAAAGAUGGGUUCGUCAAGAUCCCCAACCUCUUGCCGCCUCAACUCCUGCUGGCAAUGAAGGCGUCGUGCAAAUACACGACGGAGCGAGCAAGACAGGGCAAAUGGCCAUACGUCCGGACAGUCCCCAAACAAUACCCGCCAUGGCAGGAAUGGAAACCGGGCGACAACAUCUGGGGCGUACAGCACCUUCUGCACCCCGACAUGAAUACCCGCGACACUUUUGCCGAGCUCUACUUUUCCGACGAGGUGUUGUCGGUGGUCAAAGAACUCAUCGGUCUCAAAGACGACCCACAAGGUGAUGAAAAGCUGGUAAUGGAACUGUUCAAUCUACUAGUCAGUCCGGCCGAAGGGCAGGAUUUUGAGCUGUGCUGGCAUCGAGAUGAUAUUCGGCCCGAUGUCACUCCGGAAGUGGAAGAAAAACAACUCCGAGAGAAGAGUCCCCAGGACCAACAGUUGCAUGCUCAAUAUAACAUCGCCCUCUUUGAAGACUCGUCCCUAAUUGUUAUUCCGGGCAGCCAUCGGCGCAUACGGACCGAGGUGGAACGGAAUGCCGCUCCUUAUGAGCCUGACUUACCGGGGCAGCUGGUGGUUGAGCUGCAACCGGGUGAUGCCGUGUUCUACGAUAGCAAUAUCCUCCAUCGUGGUGUAUAUAAGGGGAUAGACGCGUCUACCGAAUUGGGUCGGAUGACUUUGCAUGGAUCUGUUGGCUUGGCAGGACAUGGGACCGAGCGAGCACGUCAAGUAUUGCAGCAUGCUGUUGGAGAGUGGGUUGACAGGGCGCAGUUCUCCAUGGAGGGGUCUAAAGCUGAGCGGGCCGAAGCCAUGAGGAAGAGAUUGAUGGAUAUGGGUAGUGGGAAAGAUUGGGGAUAUUCGCUCGUAGGUUGA